CUCUGGGCUCUCUGGCGGACGGACUUCCCAGGAAACUUUUUUACCGUUUUCCUUCUUUGCUCAGUCGCUGCAAUUUUGACCUUAUUGUAAAGAGGAGCGGGACGUCGCAGUGCAUCCCUAAACGGCAUACAUUUUUUGGCAACCCAGUCUUGCGGACCUCCUGGAUAAAUCAAACCGGUGUAAGGGGGUCGAAGGAAGGCCACGGAUGACCGAGGGAUUGUUUAUGUAUCUUUUUGGAUCUCAUAUAACGAGUUACAGUCGUUGCAGACUUUAUAAAUUGAUCACUAAUAAUGAGUGGACAUCCGUCACAACGGCGGCUAACAAAUGUCGGUUCGAUACUACUGACCCCGCAGGAAAAUGAAUCCCUUUUCAAUUACCUUGGCAGGAAAUGCAUGUCAUUGUCUUCAGCAGUGGUCCAGGUGUUCACAGCCGAAAGGAACUCCAGCUGGACUAAGAGAUGUUGCGGAGUGGCCUGUCUGGUCAAAGACAACCCCCUACGAUCCUACUUCAUCAGGGUCGUGGACAUCAAGGAUGGUAAGAUGAUGUUUGAACAGGAGCUGUACAACAACUUCAGCAUCUACCUCCCCAAACCUUACUUCAUCACAUUUGCUGGAGAUACAUGCCAAGUGGGUCUGAACUUUGCCAGUGAAGAGGAGACCAAGCGUUUUCGUAGCCACGUGACAGAUCUAAUUGGGAGAAGACAGAGGAAAUCUGAGAAAAGACGCGACCCUCCAAAUGGCCCGACGUUGCCCAUGGCUACCGUCGACAUCAAAAACCCAGAGAUCAGCAAUGUUCAGCGUUACCAUAACAACUCUCAGGUGAACAACAUUGUGCACUCGUCCUUCCAGAAGAGGGAGAAAAAGGGCAAGGCAAAGAAGAAGAGGUUGACCAAGGCAGACAUCGGCACACCGAGCAACUUCCAGCACAUCGGGCAUGUAGGAUGGGAUCCGAAUACAGGUUUUGAUCUAAAUAACUUGGACCCAGAGCUGAAGAAUCUGUUCGAUAUGUGCGGCAUCUCCGAGGCUCAGCUGAAGGACAAGGAGACCUCGAAGGUUAUCUACGACUUCAUUGAGAAGAAAGGAGGCGUAGAGGCUGUCAAAAAUGAGCUACGGAGACAAGCUCCCCCCCCCCCUCCAUCCAGAGGCGGCCCUCCUCCCCCACCCCCGCACCACAGCUCAGCCCCUCCUCCCCCCCCUCCUCCUGCCAGGGGGCGAGGUGCGCCGCCACCACCUCCCCCCUCCAGAGCACCCAUCUCUGCGCCCCCUCCUCCCCCUCCGUCUCGCCCGGGCAUGUCCGCCCCACCGCCUCCGCCCAACCGAGGCACUCUCCCGCCCUCCCCGCCACCGGCCCAUGCCUCGAUUCACGCGGCGCCUCCCCCGCCACCUCCACCCUCAUCCUCCACUCCGUACAGUACCGGCGCGCCGCCUCCUCCCCCUCCUCCUCCCCCACCCCCUGGCCCUCCGCCCCCCGCCCCUCCGCUGCCCACCGAGGCUAAUGGCGGCGACAGCGGCCUGCCCUCGACCGGCAAGCCGGCGCUGCUGAGUCAGAUCAGAGAAGGCACCCAGCUGAAGAAGGUGGAACAGAAAGAGAGGCCGGUGUCCAACAACACCGGCAGAGACGCACUUCUGGACCAAAUCCGACAAGGAAUCCAGCUCAAAGCGAGGGAAGACAACGCCGACUCAACCCCUUCCACCCCGGCUCCCUCGGCAGGCAUCGUCGGGGCCCUGAUGGAGGUGAUGCAGAAACGGAGCAAGGCUAUCCACUCUUCAGAUGAGGACGAUGACGAUGAAGAUGAGGAGGACUUUGAGGAUGAUGAUGAAUGGGAGGACUAGCGACAUUUUGUGUCUUUUUUUUUUUUUUUUUUUUUUUUUUUCUCUUUUCCUCUCCAACACGUGGAUGAUUAUGACACUAAAAUAGUUUUUGUCUUUCUAAAAAGAAAUCUUUCAUUUCAAAAUUCUAAAUGUAAAUGUUCUAUCAAUUUGCUGUAUAUUUUUGUUGCCUUCAUGCUUUUUUUUUUAUUAUUAAUCUGUGCAAUACCUCAUUUAAUCUGUAUGUUUGUCAUUCUCAUUAUCUUAGGUUGUUGUAUCUUCAUCUCUCAAUCGUGUCUGUCUCUACUCCGUUGGCUCCAUCUCUGAUAUGUCACAUAUCUCAUUUUAACCGUGUUCUGCUCUUUCCAUCGUUCUGCAUCUCUUUCUCCUCCUCCCACGUCAACAACUCUUUGAUGUUCAUCACCUCCAUCUGUCACUCGGCCAUCCUUCAUAUCUAGUGCCUCCCAUCACACAUGUUCUCUCCCUGUCACUGUCACGCUCCCAGUCCCGAGAUUAACGUGCAAUUUUACAUCAAGUUGUCUCUUAGAUUUGAAUGUUUUUUCUUUUGGUCAUUGUUUGAAAGGUGGGCUUAGUCGCCGCAAGUCCUCCAUCAGUUGUGUCUUCAUUGUUUCGUCAGGA
Messenger RNA from Perca fluviatilis (European perch), 2447 nucleotides. RefSeq names its product WASP like actin nucleation promoting factor b (gene waslb). Gene Ontology annotation, biological process: actin filament organization. The record is from RefSeq and is a predicted model, not a curated record. Gene Ontology annotation, molecular function: actin binding; microtubule binding. NCBI's taxonomy places the organism in Eukaryota, Metazoa, Chordata, Actinopteri, Perciformes, Percidae. Gene Ontology annotation, cellular component: cytoplasm; nucleus; endoplasmic reticulum membrane.